Messenger RNA from Danio rerio (zebrafish), 3988 nucleotides. It is a transcript of the gene dla, whose product is annotated as deltaA. Gene Ontology annotation, molecular function: calcium ion binding. Lineage: Eukaryota; Metazoa; Chordata; Actinopteri; Cypriniformes; Danionidae. The record is from RefSeq and is marked validated. Gene Ontology annotation, cellular component: cytoplasm; plasma membrane; membrane. Gene Ontology annotation, biological process: ventral spinal cord interneuron differentiation; stem cell differentiation; chordate embryonic development.
AGAUACAAACGCACAGUGUCGGCGGGAGAAGGACGUGAGGAGGGAUGUUGGACCAGUGACGAACCCUGGUUUAAUAUCAGACGAAGAAGGAACUAUACACGACGAGCAUCUGUCCUACUUUUCUUCUCCGACAUUUGAGGAUUAUAUAUCACGGAAUUCAACAAGUCCGUUUUACUUCAGGACUUUCUGGACUCUUUUUUUUUUCUCCCGGGGAAGAACUGUUGCAUUGUGCGCACUUGACAUGAAUGGGAACUGCGUUCACGCUCAGUCUGUACUGAAUGCAAGUCUCCACCAAUGAAUCAGUCGGCGAAAAGAGAAGGCUUUUAAUACAAGGGAUCCCCUGACUGAUCUGAGAUCAGCCAAGUUGCUCAGAGACUUUCACAAAAUCCUAUUUAUUUAUUUAUUCAUCAUGGGACGCCACUUACUGUUGCUCCUCUUCUCCAUCCUCUACAUGCUGCUCUGCCAGGCGUCCUCCUCAGGCGUCUUCGAGCUCAAGUUGCAGGAGUUUUUAAACAAGAAGGGCGUGCAAGGAAACAAGAACUGCUGUAAAGGUGGACUGACUACCUCUUACCAGCAGUGCGAGUGCAAGACUUUUUUCCGCAUCUGCUUAAAGCAUUAUCAGCCCAAUGCGUCUCCAGAGCCGCCCUGCACUUAUGGAGGCACCGUCACCCCUGUGCUGGGCUCCAACUCUUUCCAAGUGCCAGAUACCUUACCGGAUGGCUCUUUCACCAAUCCCAUCAGGAUGAAUUUCGGUUUCACGUGGCCGGGAACUUUUUCUCUUAUAAUCGAAGCACUGCAUGCUGACUCCAAAGAGGAUCUGACAACAGAAAACCCAGAGCGCAUCAUCAGUACCAUGACCACACAGAGGCACUUGACUGUGGGUGAGGAUUGGUCUCAGGACCUGCACAGUGUGGGACGAACCGAGCUCAAGUACUCCUACCGUUUUGUGUGCGACGAACACUACUAUGGUGAAGGAUGCUCAGUGUUCUGCCGGCCCAGAGACGAUGCAUUCGGUCACUUCACCUGUGGAGAACGUGGAGAAAUCAUCUGCGAUGCUGGGUGGAAAGGCCAAUACUGCACAGAACCUAUCUGCCUGCCAGGGUGCGACGAGGAGCAUGGAUUCUGUGAGAAACCUGGCGAGUGCAAGUGCAGAGUGGGCUUUAAAGGGCGCUACUGUGAUGAGUGUAUACGCUACCCAGGAUGCCUUCACGGUACCUGCCAACAGCCAUGGCAAUGCAACUGCCAGGAAGGCUGGGGUGGGCUCUUCUGCAACCAAGAUCUGAACUACUGCACACAUCAUAAGCCCUGUCUGAAUGGAGCCACUUGUAGUAACACGGGCCAGGGCAGCUACACCUGUUCCUGUCGGCCAGGAUUCUCAGGAGCCAGCUGUGAGAUCGAGGUCAACGAAUGCACUGGAAACCCCUGCCGCAACGGAGGAAGCUGCACUGACAUGGAGAACACCUACAGCUGUACCUGUCCACCUGGCUUCUAUGGGAAGAAUUGUGAACUUAGUGCCAUGACAUGCGCGGAUGGGCCAUGCUUUAAUGGUGGACGCUGUGCUGACAACCCAGAUGGUGGUUACUUCUGCCAGUGUCCCACUGGAUAUGCUGGGUUCAACUGUGAAAAGAAGAUCGACCACUGCUCUUCCAGCCCAUGCUCAAACGGUGCACGCUGUGUCGACUUGGUCAACUCUUACCUGUGCCAGUGUCCGGACGGGUUUACAGGCAUGAACUGUGAUCGCGCCGGAGAUGAGUGUUCGAUGUACCCUUGCCAAAACGGCGGGACCUGCCAGGAAGGCGCCAGCGGUUAUAUGUGCACAUGCCCGCCUGGUUACACCGGACGCAACUGCAGCUCUCCUGUGAGCCGCUGCCAACACAACCCAUGCCACAAUGGCGCCACUUGCCACGAAAGGAACAAUCGUUACGUGUGCGCCUGCGUUUCGGGAUAUGGAGGACGCAAUUGUCAAUUUUUGCUUCCGGACAGAGCUUCCCAAAUUGGCAGCGACGUUCCCUGGACUGCUGUGGGAUCGGGAGUGUUGCUGGUGUUAUUGUUGGUCGUGGCGUGUGCAGUAGUCGUAGUUUGUGUUCGUUCAAAGGUUCAGCAGCGACGACGGGAUAGAGAGGAUGAAGUCGCCAAUGGAGAAAACGAAACCAUUAAUAAUCUCACAAACAACUGCCACCGGGAUAAAGAUCUGGCUGUUAGUGUUGUGGGAGUGGCGCCGGUUAAGAAUAUCAACAAGAAGAUCGACUUCAGCAGCGAUCACGACGAUUUGAGUAUGACGACGGAGAAGCGGAGCUAUAAGACGCGGCAUGCGCCUGCAGACUACAACCUGGUGCAUGAGGUUAAAUUCGAAGUCAAGCACGAGGUGAAACUGGAGCAUGCUGGGAAGGAGACGACGAUGGCAAACGAGCUGUCCGAUAGCUGCGAGGAUAUAAAGUGCCAAUCCCAGCAGGACUCUUCCGAGUGUACAGAGGAGAAGCGCAGGAAACGUCUGAAAAGUGACGCAUCAGAAAAGUCAAAAUAUUCAGAGUCAAGGUAUUCCGAAUCAAAGUACUCAGAAUCAAAGUAUUCGGAAUCAAAGUACUCCGAUGUAUCGCUGUAUUCCGAGUCAGCAUGUGCGUCGGCAUGUGCAUCGGCAUCCACGUCGGCUUGUGUCGACACCAAAUACAAAUCCGUCAUGGUGAUGUCGGAGGAAAAAGAUGAAUGUGUAAUUGCAACUGAGGUGUAAUGGGCCUGCAGGAUGCCGAUGCUCAUUGUGUCCUAUGGGAGACAUUUUGAACUCCCGGAGAAAAUGCUGCUGCUCGAAACCUUAGGUGGAAACGUCCCACCUCGUGACUACUGCUGCUGAGAAACUAAGACUGAUUAACUGAUAUUCAGGAUGAGCUGGUUCUCUGUACUGAAAGAGGCGCAGGCAGUGGUGGCCUGUAGGCUUGGAAACUUGUGGAAAUGAUCAUGAGUGUCAUUAACAUUUCAAAUGUAGUUGUAAAAUUUACCUGUAAAGCCAUUUUUAAAGGGUGUUGGACAGUGUGUGUCCAUUAAAAAAAAAAAAAAAAAACAUUCUCAUCACACGACAAUGGCAUUUGGCAAUGGCAAACGAAAGAGAAGGGAACACAAGGAACCUAAAAGUUUUACGCCAUGCGAUGUCCAAUACUGUGUCAGCAUUGUGGCAAUGUUUUAGCAAUAUUUUGGCAACAUUUGCUGUUUUUUUCCGCCAAUAAUAAUUCCCACAGGCUUUUAACUGUGCCCAGAGACUGCACCAAACAUGAAUGAUGUUAUGGACGUAGUUAAAAAAAAUAAAUAAAUAAAAAUGUGUCGCAAUUUGCCGUCGACGGACCAAUUUGUGAUAUCAUUUUAGCAAUAUUUUGGCAACAUUUGCUGGCCCCACAAGUCAGUGUACAAGGGACUACAUCAAAACGGUGGAUAUUCAGCCAUACUGGCCUAACUUGCACUGGGUUAAAAUGUCACAUGAUGUCAUAUCCUGUCACAUGACCAGUGAAAACUAUGUGUGUUACUUGAUCACUGUGUAAAUGGGAAAAUAAGUGCUCAAAAAAAAAAAGAAAAAGAAAAAAAUCUCAAAGUCUUCCAAGCCUCCGCUUUUUUUGCAUUAUGGUUUAGAAAAUGUACGUAAUGAUUUGUUGAGUUUGUGUUGAUGCUGAAUAAUAUCCUUUGUCUCUAUGUUUCUUGUUUUGCUUUUUAUAACAAGAGUUGUAUGAUUUAAGUUAAUUUAUUUUUAUUUAAGUUGUAUUUCUAAAUAUUUGUAAUGUUUUUAAGAUUAUUUAAGUUUUUUUUGUUCCUAAGUUGCUCCUGUUACUUGCAAAGGCACUUCGGGUUGCUGGGAUUGUUUUGAGAAAAUGUUAUUUAAAGAAGGAUUGUAAAAAAAAUGUUAUUAAUGAUGUCAUUAACAGGCUUUUCGUUUGAUUGUUUUCUUUCUCUGAAUGAAGUUUAGCUUAAAUUAUUUUUCCAAAUAAAGAUUAUGAACUAUUGAAAA